Molecule: messenger RNA, 1974 nt
Organism: Drosophila bipectinata
Lineage: Eukaryota; Metazoa; Arthropoda; Insecta; Diptera; Drosophilidae
Product: epidermal growth factor receptor-like
Source: RefSeq, a predicted model, not a curated record
AGUUAUUUUCGAACGCGCGGUCUUAGAAGAAACAUCAGAACCACUGAUGGUUCUGAUGGUGUGAAAAUAUUCUGCAUAUAUUUUUGCGUGAUUAUCCGUGUCUCAAAGAACACUUAUUUCCAACACACAGCCACACUUGAGCCACGCACCCCACCAUCCAUUGCCGCAGAACCACCCUUACAAUCGUCUUUGAAUUAAACAAACAAAUCCGAUUCGGACUCGGAUUUGGAUACGGAUCCGUAUAGUUUAUAAAGUAUAGAGUAUAGUAAAAAAAGAAUAUCAUCCGAAUUUUGAAUAAAGAAUCCAUCAUCAUGAGGAUAUCAGGUGGAGGACUGCGGAGCAUCGUCUCCCUUUGGCUGAUCCUCGGCGGCAUGGCAGCUGUCCCCUUCUCAUUGGUCAGCAAUUCCGGCCAUGUGGAUCAUGGCGAUAUGAAAGUUUGCAUUGGAACCAAGUCUCGGCUGUCGCGGCCCUCGAAUAGGGAGCACCACUAUAGGAGUCUGGUGCAUCUUUACACGAACUGCACCUACGUGUAUGGCAACCUGGAGCUGACGUGGCUGCCCAACGAGAAUCUGAGCCUGAGCUUCUUGGAGAAUAUCCGGGAGGUGACCGGUUACAUUUUGAUCAGUCAUGUGGACCUUAAGCAUGUCAAGUUCCCAAAAUUGCAAAUCAUUCGAGGUCGUACCUUGUUUAGUUUGGCCGGGGACGGAGAGGAGUAUGCUUUGUUCGUCUCCUACUCCAAGAUGUUCACUCUAGAGAUGCCCAAUCUCCGGGAAGUUCUCAACGGCGAGGUGGGCUUCCACAACAACUUCAACCUUUGCCACAUGCGCUCCAUUCAGUGGAACGAGAUCCUGACGAGCAAUGCCUAUAUGACCUACAUCUACAACUUCACGGCCCCGGAGCGACAGUGUCCCAAGUGCCACGAGUCCUGCUCAAAGGGCUGCUGGGGCGAAGGACCCGUCAACUGCCAGAAGCUGAGCCAGUUCACUUGCUCGCCCCAGUGUGCGCAGGGUCGUUGCUAUGGACCAAGUCCCAGGGAGUGCUGCCACCUGUUCUGCGCCGGCGGCUGCGUCGGGCCUACGCAGAUGGACUGCAUCGCCUGCAAGAACUUCUACGACGAUGGCGUCUGUAAGGAGGAGUGCCCGCCCCUGCGCAAGUACAAUCCAACAUCCUAUAAGCUGGAAGCGAAUCCCGAGGGCAAGUACGCCUUUGGAGCCACUUGUGUCAAGGAGUGCCCCAGCCAUUUGCUGAGGGACAAUGGUGCCUGUGUGCGCAGAUGUCCCCAGGACAAGAUGUCCAAAGAGGGUGAGUGCGUGCCCUGCAACGGCCCCUGCCCCAAAAAAUGCCCAGGCGUGUCUAUCCUUCACUCCGGAAACAUUGACUCCUUCCGGAAUUGUACGGUUAUCGAUGGAAACAUUCGCAUUUUGGAUCAUACUUUCUCGGGCUACCAGGACGUUUAUCCGAACUAUACAAUGGGUCCCCGCUACUUCCCUUUGGAUCCAGAGCGGCUCGAGUUGUUCUCGACCGUUAAAAAGAUCACUGGCUUGCUGAACGUUGAAGGCAAGCACCCGAGAUUCAAGAGUCUGUCGUACUUCCGGAAUCUGGAAAUCAUCCAAGGACGCCAGGUGAUGGAGAGCAUGUUCGCCUCCCUUUCCAUAGUGAAGUCAUCACUCCACAGUCUGGACUUGCGCAACCUCAAGAGGAUUAGCAACGGCAAUGUGGUCAUCCAGCACAAUCCAAAUCUCUGCUAUGCAAACAACAUACGUUGGGGGGCGAUCCAGGUGUUGCCGGAUCAAAAGGUGUUUAUCAACGACAACCUACGAGCUGAUCUGUGUGAGAGAAAUGGAACCGUUUGCUCGGAUCAGUGCAACGAUUAUGGUUGUUGGGGAGCCGGUCCAGAUCAGUGUCUGAACUGCAAGAACUUUAGCUACGGUGGCACCUGUAUAGCCGAUGGCCGUAGUACAUCCAAUUAGGUAC